This is a messenger RNA of Bursaphelenchus okinawaensis, 2946 nucleotides long. The record is from the annotation of a GenBank genome assembly. NCBI's taxonomy places the organism in Eukaryota, Metazoa, Nematoda, Chromadorea, Rhabditida, Aphelenchoididae.
AUGGUACGACCCACACUGAUUUUGCUUCUCGCUACGGCGGCCCUACUGACUGUCUUCGCUCAUGAAUGUCGUGUCAAGGAUUACCCGAUGUGAGUUGUGUUUUUUGUGGUAACGGGGUUUGUAUUUGUGGUAGGGUUACUGUAGGAUAAGGUGGGGUUGCUGUGGAGUAAGGUGGGGUUACUGUAGUAAGGUUUUGAAAAAUGAUUGGAAAAGGUCUGGAAAGCUUUCACUUUGAUCACUUGAAAGCGUUGUAGCUACAGUACUACUGCUUCGAUUACAAUAAUUUUAGUCUUAUAUUAAACCCUAGACUCUACGCUUAUAUUACUGUAGAAAUGGUGACCUUAUAUUUACUAUCGUACCUACAGUAACUUUUUUUAUUUUUGAAAGUUUUUGAAAAAGAUGCCUGAUUUUGUCUAUUUCAAAAGUUUGUAGCUACAGUACUACUGCUUCGAUUAUAAUAAUUUUAGUCUUGUAUUAAACACUAGUUUCUGGGCUUAUAGUACUUUAAAAAUAAUGGGCAUAUAUCUACUAGCAUAUCUACAGUAACCUAUUCUUUUCUUUAUAUUUGCGAAUUUUGCUAAUAGAUGUCUGCUUCUGUAGAGUUUAAAAACUUGUAGCUACAGUAAUCCUGCUUUGGUUACAGUAAUGUUGGGCUUAAAUUAAAGGCAAAACUCUAGUCGUAAAUUACCGUAACAAUGAUAUGUUUACAUGCACUCCCGUAUCUACAGUAACCAAUUAUUUUCAGUGUUCUUGAACUCUCCAAAUGUACCAAACUGUACACGGAGGCCUUCAGCAGUAUCAACAGCUCCAGAUUGGAGUUCAUUUUGAUUGGAAAGCCGGCCGAUUUGGGAGACAGCCCGUUGGUGAUCGGCGAGUACAUCUCCGCUUGGGACGACAUCAACUACAACACCAAGCUCGGCUAUGAAACCAACACAUCCAAGUUAUACAUCGAGUACUAUGAUCGAGGUGGGUUUUGGCGUUGGAAAGAAAGUUUUGGUCAUUUUUUGGUUUGUAAAGAAAGUUUUUGUAAUUUUAUGUUUUGUAAAUAAAGUUCUUGCCAUUUUUUGUUUUUUUAAGAAAAUUCUUGCCAUUUUCAGCCACGGAGACCAGUCGAAAAACUAUUUUUGAAAAGUUGGAUUUGGACGAUGAAAACGAGAACAUGCACUUGUUCCUUCAGCUCUUCCAAGGCAAGAUUGUGUACGGAAUGGCACAUACCAGUGACAAUGCAAGCGGCCUGUACGAAAUUACCAAUGAGGAUGUGCACAGGGUAAGUUGUGUCAUUUUACGAUAUUUUUGUUUUUUGGUACUGAUGGUACUACUGGGACUGUUGGUACUACUGGUACUGAAAAAAUUUUAGUAUUUGUUCAAUUUGUUGGUGUUGCAAUUAUUUUUUGUAUAAAAAGAGGAUUUUGGUACUAAUGGUACUACUGGUACUGUUGGUACUUUUUGGUAUUCAAAAGUAGUCGUGAGUUUAUAAUUAAGAGGUUAAGCUAUUUAACCAUUAAAUUUUAACUUUUGGUGUUUGUGGUGCAGUUGGUACUACUAGUACUAGUCAUAUUUUUUGGUAGGUACUACAAGUACUAUGUGUCUUUUUUUGGUACUAACUUAAUACCUCUAGCUGGAAGACAUUGAACUGUACAACCUGUACACACAGCUAUGGUACGAAGACGUGCGCCAGUACAUGUUCAGCAUUAAGUCGGAAGUGCCGUUUGAGAUGCAACUCAUGAACCAUUACUGGAUCAACCGCGACCUGGUCGACCCGGACGUGAUUGUUCCGCAUUUGAUCCCAUUGGAUUUGAUGGGUGUUGAUGUUUACAAUGGCUGGGAGUGUGUGUGGUGCUGGAUCGCCUUCAUUUUGGCUCUGUUUUGGUGGGUUUUUGUGGGUUUUGUGGUGCAAGUGGUACUAAUGGUACUGUUUUUGAUUUUUUGAUAGCUUUUAUUGAUUUUGAAGGUAGGGUAGCUUAAAUUUUGGAUUUUUGAAAAAAAAAUGUUUUUGGUACUAAUGGUACUACUGGUACUGUUGUUACUAUUGAGAGUAUUUAUGCUGGUUUUAGUCGAUUUUAAAAUUAGGGUGAUUCAACUUUUGGUUUUUUGAAAAUUUUUUAUUUUUGGUACUAAUGGUACAACUGGUACUGAUGGUACUAAAAAAUUUUUUUUUGUUUAUUUUAAUCGAUUUUAAAAUUAGGACAGCUUAGAGUUUGGCUUUAAAACAAAUUUUCAUUUUUGGUACUAAUGGUACUACUGGUACUAACUUUAAAAUUUUAGCGGUUUAUGCUUUGGAUCAUCGUGCAUCCUCUUCAUCGCUUUUUCGGUGUACAAGAAGAAGGCCAAUGAUUUGAACGAUCAACGUAUCCGUGCCAUCAAGAACGCCAACAAGAAAGGCAAAUCAGGAAAAUCCGAGAAGGAUGGACCUCCAGGCUCGUCCCGAACCGGCAGUGACACCAACUUGGAGAGUAACAAGGUGGGGAUUUUUGGGCUGUUUUUAAAAUUUAAGGCUUUAAAGGGGGUCAAAAUUGGCUUAAAAUUUGAAAAAAAAAAUUGGUAUUAUUGGUUCUAAUGGUACUACUGUUCUUAAUGGUACUAUUGUUCUUUAUGGUACUAUUGGCCAUUAUAGUUCUAUUGGUCCUAAUGGUACUAUUGAUCAUAAUAUUACUAUUGGUCCUAAUGGUACUACUGGUUCUAAUGGUACCAUUGGGACUUUUCAAUUUUUUUAAAAUUUUUAUUUUUGAUUAGUUUCUACGUUUUAAAAUUUUAAAAUUUCAGUCCAAAUCCAAGAAGGGCAAGUCGAAGAAGGGAAAGGGCAAGAAGGAGAGCAGGAAGGACAGCAAGAAGGACAAGAAGAACAGCAAGCAGGAUAAGAAGAACAGCAAGAAAGACAAGAAGAACAGCAAGAAGGACAAGAAGAAGGACGGCAAGAGCAAGAACGAGAAAAAAUCUAAAAAGUAG